Penicillium soppii is the source of this 1056-nucleotide messenger RNA. Its product is annotated as shikimate dehydrogenase family protein. NCBI's taxonomy places the organism in Eukaryota, Fungi, Ascomycota, Eurotiomycetes, Eurotiales, Aspergillaceae. The record is from RefSeq and is a predicted model, not a curated record. The transcript has a single exon. Gene Ontology annotation, molecular function: shikimate 3-dehydrogenase (NADP+) activity. Gene Ontology annotation, biological process: chorismate biosynthetic process; shikimate metabolic process. Bases 1 to 1056 code for a protein of 351 amino acids.
AUGUCCGUCACAGAAAUUAACCAAACCCCGCCAGAGGAGCCCAUUGCCAUCCCAUCCCACCUCGAUGGCGUUGCCUACCUAUACGGUCACCCCCUGUUGAAUUCUCUCUCCCCUCCUCUCCACCAAACCGUCUACAAUGCCCUUGGUCUCAAUUGGACUCAGAUUCCGCUUUCCAGCGUGACCGGCACAUCAGAGACUUACCCUCCCCCAUACACACGGUCGCCUCCCAUUGAGAAAUAUAUGGCAUCAAUCAAAUCCAACCCCAAGUUCGUCGGCUCGUCCGUGACGAUGCCCCACAAGGUUGCAAUUAUGCCUCACCUGGAUGAUCUGACUGAGCACGCUCGCCAAGCCGGCGCCUGCAACACCAUUUUCCUGCGCAACGACCCAGCAACCGGCGAACGCCAGUACGUCGGCACCAACACCGACUGCGACGGCAUCCGCGAAGCGCUCACCCAAAACGCCCCCGACGCAUCGCGUUUCCGCGGCCGGCCCGCGCUCAUCAUCGGCGGUGGCGGCACCGCCCGCACUGCUAUCUACGUUAUGCGCCGCUGGCUCGGCUCCAGCCGCAUCUACGUCGUCAACCGUGACGCCGACGAAGUGGCUGCCAUCCUUGAGGAAGACCGCCGCCGCAACCCGGAUCCCAAUGCCCAGGCUCCUCUUAUCCCCGUUACAGACCCCGCUGAGGCGGCUCGUCUCGAGUCCCCCGCUGCUAUCGUCUCCGGUAUUCCUAACUACCCGCCCAAGACCCCCGAGGAGCUGCGCGCCCGCGCCAUCAUUGAGGCUUUCCUGGGAACUGCUGCCGAUGCGGAGAAGCAGCAGGGUGUCAUCCUGGAGAUGUGCUACCACCCUACUCCCUGGACUGAUAUCGCCAAUCUGGCCACCGCCGGUGGUUGGAAGGUCAUUCUUGGCUCCGAGGCUCUAAUCUGGCAGGGUCUUGAGCAGGCCCGCCUCUGGACCGGCAAGGAUAUCAUUGGUACUCCUGGUCUGGUGCAGGAGGUCAAGGACCUUGUUGCUAAGACUAUUGCCGAGCGGGAAGCAUCGAGGUCCAGCCUGUGA